AUGUCUGACUCACAAGAUGAAAUGCCAGUCUCUAUGAUUAAGACUUUGGAAAAAAAUAUGUUGAGUUGUAUUGAUAAAUUUUCAAAGUGUGUGCAAACAAAGACUAAAGAUGAAAUAAUUAAGGCUCAAAUAAAAGAGGUCAACAAACAGCGUUUAGAAUUCCAUAAAUUUGCCGAAAAAUCUAUCGAAUAUAUUGAAAUUUUGUCUAAUUAUAUCAUAGAAUUUCAAUCAAUUAUUGAAAUGAUUAAGAAUGAAACGAUUUCCAAUAAAGAAUUGAUUGAAGAACUUGAAAUAUUGUUAUCUGCAACUGAAAUAGCCGAUGAAGCAUUGAAAGAAUUGAAUGAACAAAUCAACUACAUUCUUGAGAAUUUCUUUGAAGUCAAUAACGUUCUCAAAAAAUACCGGGUGGAAAUUGAAAAUAAUUAUAGAAAUAUAAAAUCGGAAACAGCUCAAAAAUUAAAUGCAACAGAGAAUGAUAAACGAGCAAGAGGUGGUAAUACCAUAAUAGGAAUGUUUUUAGCGAUGAAAGACAUAAUAAAGAUUUCAAGUCUCGAAAAGGAAUUAAAAAAAGAACGUGACGGAUUACAACCUACAUUAACAAACCAAAAGGAAACACUUAAUGGGAUUCUUAAAAAAAUGAAAACGCCAAGAAAUUCCAAAUAUGAAAUUAUUAAUGGCUAUUUAGAAAAGUUAAAACCAGAAUUAAAAGGUUACAACUUUUCUGUCAGAGCUUUAAUAACAAAGGAUAAGAUGAUUAAUGAUAAUAUUAUCAAUUA
This is a messenger RNA of Cetraspora pellucida, 776 nucleotides long. NCBI's taxonomy places the organism in Eukaryota, Fungi, Glomeromycota, Glomeromycetes, Diversisporales, Gigasporaceae. The record is from the annotation of a GenBank genome assembly.